CGCCUCCGGUGUGCGGGGGCGGGGUACCCCGUCCCGCAUGACGGGGUACGGGGUGGGGGGGCAGUCCGUCCGGCCCCCCGCACCCCCCUUCUCUCUCUCUUUUUCUUCUCUCUCUCUCUCUCUCUGUCAUUUUCCCUCUACACCGUUCUCCCUCUCUCCCCCCAUAGCUUGCUUGAAAUGGUGCGCUCCACUGUAGCCCACGCCCACGCCUCGACGCCAUAACAGCCACCGUAGCCCACGGCCACGCCCUUGCGUCGAGAGGCCAUAACAGCCACCAACGCCCACACCACGGUUAGACACCAGAAGAGAAGAAAUGGGAAAGGGAAAUCAACGGGGCUUAAACUUAUAUAUAUAUUAUAUAUAUUAUAUAUGAUACGGGGCGGGGGAAAAACGGACCGGGGGGGUCCGUCCCCGUCCCCCGCCCCCGCAUGGGUUACAGCUUACGGGCCGGGGGGCCCCGCCCCGGCCCUGACGGUGCCGAUGCCCCGCCCCGUACUAUGAGGGGACGGGGCGAACGGGGCGGGGCAGCGGGUAACGGGGCCCCGCUGCCCACCCCUAUGGUUUACCCUAUGUCAUGAUAUGUUAUAUACAGUCAACAACAAUUGGACCAAUGCACACAUGUAAUGAUGGCCACUAAAUAAGUGAAAGACAAGAUGAACAAGUCAUGUAUGAUUGUUAGAAAAUGCAUGGAGUUCUCAUUUUUUUUUUCUUGUCCAAAUUCAAGAGGCUGGAUUUCAUUCUAUAGUAAUACAUCUUCUGGUUAAUGUAACACUGCCGUGUUCGAGCCUUUUCCAGAUAGUCAUUCGGUACCUAUUGAUUUCAUAUUUUUACCCUUCUUCCUCUUGUUUUUGAUAGGUUGGUUUGCUCUAUGCUCAACGAGACCCGUCCUUCAUUAAUUUUUGAUAGGUUGUUUUUGAUAGGUUACUAAUGAAUGAUAUAUAUGUUAUGUGAAUGUGUGACGAUAGAUGUAAGUUUUCAAAAUUAAGCAUUAUGUUAAACUAAGUUAAAUUUAUAGUAUGAUGUGCUAUUAUUGAUUCUUCAACUCAUUUGUUUGUUUCUCUAUUUUUAUGUUUUAAUAUUCCAGAUGAUGAUUUCCUGAAUACAGAGCAGGGUGCCAGGAGUGGAAUAAAAUUCCGGAGGCUUAGUGUAUGAUUUAGACAUUUAAGCAAAUAUUGGUAUCACAUAGAACUAGCUUAUGUCAUUUCUUUUAUUUCUCAACUUUUAUGUUAUGAAAGAUUCUCAUACUAUAUGAGUUUUAUGAUCUAAUAGAUGAGGUAUUUUAUGAGACUUAAAUCUCUUUACCAUGCAUUAUGUUAUGAAUGUACGUUACACUCUUGACCCACGGGAAGGGGUGUUACAACACCAUUCAUCAUCCAUCCUCUUGCCUCUUGUUUUUUACAGUGAGUGCUGCUAACACCCACAAAAGGUCUCACAAUCUUUAAUUAAUCAACCAAAUAUCACUAAUUUCUAAUAUGAUAUUAGUGUCAAAUAUCACUACAGCAUUUGGUAUCGGAUGCUUAGAACUCUAGGACCACAGUGAGAGAAAGAUACACACAAUAAAUGUUAUGGGGUCCAGUUUACAUGUCUUUUUCUCAUUCUAAGUUCUAGAGUUCGAAUGAGACUUUAAAAUUUAAAGAACAAGUAGUUUACUCAUUCAUAAGGCUAGCUAACUUAUUCCAUUUAAAAGAAAAACAAAUUGUCUUCCAUUUGGACCAUGCAUCUAGAAACAAACUGAUAAAAAUUGUUGGGGAGACUUUUCCUGUUCCAUAGAAAAUUCAUAUGAUGCACAAACGUUAACCCACAACAAUAGACAACAGACCCAUUUGGGGUUCUUGACAUGGUACAACUGACCCUCAUAUUUAACUUGCAUGGUAGUUGGUAUCCCCAAAUUCUCAAUAUAUUUGGUACACAUCCAACGAGAAAAAAAGGUUAAGGUGUUCAAUUCAAUCUGCUAAGGUCAAAUAAUGCAACAUGGCUUAAAAAAGUAUAAGUUUCCAUUUGGACCAUGCAUCUAGAAACAAACUGAUAAAAAUUGUUGGGGGAGACUUUUCCUGUUCCAUAGAAAAUUCAUAUGAUGCACAAACGUUAACCCACAACAAUAGACAACAGACCCAUUUAUCAUGGACUUCUUCCAUGAUAAAUUCGCCCAACAAAGUUUAAAAUAAAACCAGUAUCCUUCAAAGUCACUGACUUUGACUCUAAACCAGUAUCUUUCAAUUACAACUUUGACUUUGACUCUAGAAGUUUUUUGAAAAGCCAAAUAUUCUAAAGAACUUUCUACGCUGGUUGGCAGAAACCAGCCAUUCUAUCCCCCACCUAGAUGUCAUUAAUGCCGUGAAUUACAACUCUUGAAGCUGAAUUCCAACUCACCAAUCUUGGCUUCGAGAGAAAGGUCUUCCUCCACAACCAACUCCAAGCAGUUUGCAAGGUACUACUACUCCACUGGCUUUAUAUUCGAUCGAUUGCUCUUGUUCUUUUCCCCACUAUCUCGAACAUAGUUCUGGGGAAGGUGGAGGCAGAAAUUAAGCUUGCAUCAGAGGAAGAAGUCCGCACGGUAAUUAUAAGUUAAAUAUCAGGUUUCAUUUUUCAGAUUUCCAGGAGUAGUACUCUUUUGUGUGGAAAAUAGAGAGGCCAUGACCAUUACUUGCAUGAAUCCGCUUCUCUAUGAUGCUGCAGCAAAAGGCAACAUCAUGGCUUUCAAAAAUCAUAAAUUCAAACUGCCACUAGAAGCCUUAUUAACACCAAACAAAAACACAGUCCUCCAUAUUUUCAUCACAACCUCCGAAAAUGGGAUAGAGUCAACAGAGAGGAACUUCGUGGGAGAUAUACUCAACAUGUGUCCUUCACUUUUAUGUCAAGUCAAUGUCAAAGAUGAAACUCCAUUACAUGUCGCAGCAAGGUACGGGCAUGCUAAUAUCGUUAGAGUUCUGAUCCAACAUGCGAGACAUGGACACCAUCAAGAUCUUGGAAGCGGGGCUGAAGCAGUCAGGGAGUUGCUUAGGAUGGUGAACAAAGAGAAUGACACACCCUUACAUGAGGCUGUACGUUAUAAUCACUUUGAAGUGGUACGACUUUUAGUAAGGGAAGACCCAGAUUUUUCAUAUUCUGUUAAUGAUGCCGGGGAGACUCCACUCUACAUUGCCGUCGAGAGAAACUAUGAAAAUUUGGUUUUGGAAAUUUUGCAAACCUGCAAUUCACCAGCUUAUGAUGGUCCCUUAGGUAGAACAGCUUUGCAUGCUGCAGUUUUUUGGGAUAACAAAGUAACAAUCAAACCAAUUCUGGAACGAAUUGGAGGAGCUCCAACUAAAAAGGCAGACCAAGAAGGUUGGACUCCACUGCACUUGGCUGCAUACUCAAAUUGGUGGUGGUCUACACAGCUGUUGCUGGAACAUGAUUCACAAGUAGCAUAUAUGAAAGACAAAGAGGGGAGGACAGCUCUUCACAUUGCAGCUUAUCGUGGCAAUAAUCGGGUCAUGGAAAGUAUUAUAGGCAUGUGUCCAGAUUGUUGCGAACUGGUUGACAACAGAGGCUGGAAUGCGUUGCACUUUGCGGUCGAGGGCGAUGUUCGUACAGUGAGUACGAUCCUUAAAAAUUCAUCUCUCAGCAAUCUUUUGAACGAGAAGAACGCCGAAGGGAACACUCCUCUCCAUCACCAAUAUUCCCGCUAUUCCGAGGACGUAAACAGGGAUCUCAUGGAUCACCCCAGAGUAGAUAAGAUGGCCUUCAACAAAAAUAACCUCAAUGCUUAUCAAGUCGCUUUAACAAGUGCAAAGUUAUCGCCAAGAAAGAAGAUGGACAUUGCGACUAAACUCCGAUCUCGUUCGAGAAGGGUAUUCCUCAAGGAGGAUGAAAACAAUAUCACCCUGGAUGACAUAAUGAAGGACGAGGUGAAGUGGUGCCAGGCGAGGAGGAAAGAAUAUUUGGUGAAAGCGGCCGAAACACACUUGAUAGUGGCUGCAGUCAUCACAACCGUGACCUUUACCGCAGCUAUAACCAUGCCUGGUGGUUUUGUUGGUGCUGGAGGUGCCCCUAAUGAUCAUGAAGGCUCUGCAGUUUUGAGGAGAAAUGCUGCUUUUAAAGCGUUCAUUAUCAGUGAUGUCAUAUCCUUGGUGCUAUCUAGUUCUGCUGUUGUUACCCAUCUACUCAUGCCACUUUUGUUGAUCAAGCAUUCUGAAUCUGAUGAAACUCGCUACGAUUUUCUCAGCCUGGCCUUCAGUUUUAUUUUGAUGGCCAUGGGAGCAAUGGUGCUGGCAUUUAUCACAGGUGCGUAUGCUGUGUUAGCGCAUUCCCUAGAUCUUGUCGUUGCCACUUGUGUUAUUGGCUCAUGCUUCUUCAUCAUCCUCUAUGUGAUAUAUGACUUGUAUAAGAAGAAUAUAGGUUUCUCUAGGAUAUAUUCAAGUUUAUAUUACUUUUUAUGUUAUUGAAUAUGUGUAUAAAGCACACCAUCCAAAAUUUGAUUUAUAAGAUUCAAUUUUUAGAAUUGAUCUUCUAAACCAAAUUAUGUCAUGUAAACAUUUUAGACAGUGAGGUCUACCUACCGACUUUAUAAUAGAAUUUUUUCUAUAUAUAUUAAACAGUCAAACACCAUUUAGUGCA
Messenger RNA from Carya illinoinensis, 4596 nucleotides. RefSeq names its product protein ACCELERATED CELL DEATH 6-like. Gene Ontology annotation, molecular function: protein phosphatase 1 binding; protein phosphatase regulator activity. Gene Ontology annotation, cellular component: plasma membrane. NCBI's taxonomy places the organism in Eukaryota, Viridiplantae, Streptophyta, Magnoliopsida, Fagales, Juglandaceae. The transcript is spliced from 4 exons. The record is from RefSeq and is a predicted model, not a curated record. The coding region runs from base 2634 to 4424 and encodes 596 amino acids.